Molecule: messenger RNA, 1758 nt
Organism: Pieris macdunnoughi
Lineage: Eukaryota; Metazoa; Arthropoda; Insecta; Lepidoptera; Pieridae
Source: the annotation of a GenBank genome assembly
AUGUUUGGAAAGGAAGGAGUAUCCCCUAUGGAUUUCCAACAACGUUCAGAACAAGAUAUUGAAAAAGAUGCUGCAAGGGAUUUUGCUAAGAAGACCUACGAACUUCCACCGACGAAGUUUGAACCAUUGUAUGUUGAAGAAAAACAAAUGGAAACUCCUGAAAUUGAAACACCAGCAACCCUUGUCCAAACGGAAGCCUGUGAGCCUCACGAAGCCCCACCAAUCAGGAUUACAAAAGACAUGGUGGAAUUAGAACAUGAUAUGCACGAGAACACUAAAUCAGCCAUAGACAAUUAUAAAAAGGCAACCAAGUUCUGCGCUGAAUAUAAUAAGGCACUUUAUAGGAUAAUAGAAGCGCCGCUAGAAGAUUUAGACAAGAAGCAAUUCACAUCUCUUCAAGGUGCCGUUAACGAGCGCAACGCAACCGUUGCUAAGGCCAAGGAGACGUCUGCAAAGGCUAAAUGUGCUAUUGAGACCCUGGACCGUAUGAUAAAGGCUGGCGUACAAGCUCCGCCAGAGAGCAUCGCGGCCACUCAGAGGUACAUCAAGCAGUUCAGAGCAGACCUGUCUCAGGCUGAAAACGAAUACAAGGAGUGCCUGGAGCAGGCAGUACUGUCGGAUAAAUAUUGGAAUAAGGUGGAAGCUGCCCGUAAAGCAUACAAAGAUGAAUUGCAAAUGUUAUUCCCGGGAGUCAACCUCGCUGCCCGCAAACUAGAACUUAAGGGCGAUACAGAUCUACUCCUGCUAUACACAUUGAAACAGGUACAAUAUCUACAAAACGAAAUAGCGGAACUACAAACUACCAGAGAUUUGAAAAUCAAGAGGGCGAUUGAGUGUCACGACGAACAAGCCAUCAUAGAAGCGAAAGUAGAAGAUAUGAUAAAGAGAGAGAGACAGGAGAAAGAAAAAGAGUUCCAAAAAAAGAGCUUAGCUGUUCAGGCGGAAGCGAACAGAAAACUAAAGGAGCAACUUAAGAAACAGUUUGAAAUUCAACAAGAAGUGUUGCAAGAUCAGCUUUCUAGAAAAGAAAAAGAGGUUUUGGGUAAAUUCAGCCGUUCAGUAUCGGAACAAGUCGAGAAAGAGCGCGUUGUGUUCAAACGUGAGCUCGCUACGAUGGCUGGGAAACUAAUGGCCAUUGAACAGACUCUAAAACAGCGAGCCAAAGCGGAAACGGAAGCCCGUCGCUCCCAGUCCUUGUGGGCGGCAGCGGAAGCCUUACACGCCGCCACCCGUCGCACUACCCAACACGCAUUGCUAACGCACGAGAUCACAGCUUUAGAGAAGGCCGGUAAAGACGACAAACUGGUGCAAACAGUGCUUCAAGGAAUUCCCAAGGAAGUCAGAGAGAAGGGAAUUGUCACUGAGAAAGCGCUACGGGAUAAAUUCGAUACGCUAGAGAAGUCAGCUGUGAAAGUGGCGCUAGUGGGACGGGAAGGAGCAGGGUUGCCAGUUUACUUCCUGUCAUGGUUGCAGUCCAAAUUACUUUUCCAAAAGUUUGCCGAAAUCCCAAAAGAUGAGUUGGACAACCUUCCAACAGACUUCACUAAAUUGGACACAUUUGAUAUAAUACAAAGAGCCAGAUAUUACAUGGACCACGGCGAUCUUUCCUCAGCCCUACGUUAUAUAAAUCUUUUACAAGGCGCUCCAAGGGCAGUAGCCAAGCCUUGGUUGGACUCAGCUCGCAGACAUCUUGAAAUACGACAAGCGGCGGAAGCUGUAAUGGCGCAUGCCUCUGUUUCUGGUCUAUUAUAUUUGUAG